AUGUCAAAACAUCAAGAUGAUUCAAUUGAAACUAUUCAUCACAACGAGGUUGCUGAUGACGAACAACUUAUGGAAGAACAUAUGUUGUCACAAAGGAUGAGUCAAUUAUCUGCAACCGCGACAAAUGAAACGGAAUUUAUUGUCAAAGAUAUCAAAAAUAUAAUAGAGAAAAUUCCAAAUUAUUUAACGAAACAGAAUAAAUCAUUUGAACAAUUAUUAGAUCAAGCAUUAUCAACGCUGACAUCAGAAACAUUGAAUUUUAAAAGAGAUGAAUUACGAAAAAUUGCCAUUCAAAUCUAUAAAACAAUACUCAUUCAAAUAUAUCUACGUUUAUGGACAGUUUAUUUAAAAUCAGGUAUGGGGCAAUUAAUUAAACAAUCUUCUCAACAACCGCUGAUUUAUCCAACUGAUUUACGAAUUUGGCCAAAAGAAAUUAAAACCAUUGUAAAAUCAAGCAAGACGAAUAAGACGAAUGAAAACGAUACUUGCAUGUGUUUUGUCAAGGACUAUAUACAUGAACUUAGUAAACAAUUAAAACAAUAUCAAAUUGAGUUAAAUAUCAAUACAAACAACUGCAAAUGUUAUACACCAGUAUUAGGAGAAAUAUUGGAAAAAUAUAUUACAGAAAAUCUAUCUUCUUUAAAUUUGGAAAUUGAUCAUAAAAUAGAAAUUCUUCAGUAUGAUUAUCAAAUUCAAGCAUUGAAAAUAGAAUAUCUGCGCCAAAAACCAACUGCGACUCAAGAAUUAAAAAUGAAACAACUUUAUCAUAGUAAGUAUGAAGAAGAAACCGUACAACAGGAAUUUGAUUUUCUGCGAAAACAAAUGGAUUAUUAUAAUUCACCCAGUCAAGGUUUUAAAUAUUCACCUAUAGCUGAGUCAACAUUAAUUAAUUCUAUUGAAAAUCCAACGAUUAGAAAACAAAUAUUCGAUCAAUAUAAAGAAAUCGCCGAGCAAAGUGAAUCUAUUAAUGGAUUAAUGGCAAUACGAAAACAACAAGGAAGUGUAUGGGAAGAACUUCUCAUGCUAGAAAUGCGUGUUUUGUGUAAAUUUUUACCAGAAAAUUUUGACCACUUAGAAGAUUAUAUUGCUCCUAUCAAAGCGAAAGGUGAAUGGUUAAAUUGUUUUCUAAAUGCCUGUGAUGCUAAAUUUAAAGAGUCUGAUCAACAAUAUCGAAAUAAAAUUGGGAAAUUAGAAACUCAAUUACUAAACAAUAGAAUUGCCGAUGGCUCAUCUGUUGUCAAGAAAAUUCAUGAUUACAUGGCCUACCAAACAGAUAAAUUAAAACAAAGUAUUCACAAUAAAAUAUUAUCUUUUCGAGGAAUAUUACUUCAAAAUCAUCGACGUAUCUCCCCUAAAAUAAAAAAUAUGAUUGGUGUUUCUCCUGAACCAUAUCUUGAUUUAACUGUUAAACCGUUCAAUAAACGUCAAUGGCUUUAUCUCUCACUUGGGCCAUCUUAUAUACGUUUAAAUCAAAGUGCCAUUCGUCCAAGAGAUCAACAAGAGAGCACAGUCACAAAAGAACAUAAAAAUAUUUAUGAUAAAAUUGCACAGCGACUUAGCUCACACCCAUACAAUGUAUCGUUAAAACCAUUGAUUCUCAAACAAUAUUCUAAUCAUCUUCUUGAAUAUCUUAAUAAUUCUUAUUUUACUCCGUUAUCGUAUAAAGAUCAAUUUCGAGCGAUAGAACAAGCAAAAACGACUGCAUACAUUCGAAAAAUACUUAAAAAGCACAAUCUUAUACUUCGCAUAACUGAUAAGGGUCAUAAUUUUUAUAUUGGUUCAGAAACUGAAUUUGAAAAAAAAGCACAAAAAUUUUUCGAAGAUACCAAUGCCUUCAAGGAAUUAUCAGUUAAUCCAUUAAAAGAAAUUCAAGAUAAAGUCAUUCAAUCACUCAAUCGACUACGUGAGAAGAAACUUAUAUUGGUAUGGCAGUACAAUAAAAUGAUGCCUGAUCGAACAAAAUCGGAAUUAGCUCAUCUAUAUUUCAAUCCUAAAACACAUAAGCUAUGUUCUAUUCUAUCUAUUGGAAUUUACGAGGAUAUACCCGUCCGACCGAUUGAAAAUACAAUUCAUGCUCCAACAACAAAUAUUUCAAAAUUUUUAAGUGAAAUUAUAUCACCUAUAUUUGACAGCAAAUGUGGAUCCACAACGGUUAUUGAUGGCGUUUCUUUGAUCAAAGAGCUUAACAAAUACACACGAAAAGAUCUCCUUAAACCAUCGACGCUAUUUUGUACACUGGACAUUCGUAAUUUAUAUACUAUGUUACCUCAAGAAGAAGCAUUAAAUAUCCUUGUUGAAUUUCUUCGUGUACACGGAUAUGAGAAAGUCAAAGGAAUACCUCUUGAUACAAUACGCCAAUUAGCUUCGUUAGUAUUACAGGAAAAUGUUUUUGUCUAUAAUAAA
Rotaria sordida is the source of this 2403-nucleotide messenger RNA. The record is from the annotation of a GenBank genome assembly. NCBI's taxonomy places the organism in Eukaryota, Metazoa, Rotifera, Eurotatoria, Philodinida, Philodinidae.